AAUUUUCUUCGUUUUGUUUGUUUGCAGGUGCAAAGCACGAAAGAAAAGCAUGGGGAUAACGGCAUGUUCUUCAUUGAUGAUCCCCAGAGUGACCAGGCUGUGGAAGGCAGUGCAGAUUUUGAAGACACGGACGCGUCCUCUGGGAUAGGAGACGAUGAAGAUGCUGAGGGCUCUGGGGACGACCACCUAUCCGAAGAGGAGAUGGGUUCGGGAACGGUGGGUCCAGUGUUUGUCACGCCCAAAGUCACGGUGGUCACGGACACGAAACACCCUCCCAAGCACUCCAAGCCUAAGGGCCCCACUCUCAAUCCCGAGGAGGAAAACACUAUUCCAGAGUUGUCCGGUCCAGUGACGUCAACCAAGGGUCCUCGUGUCGACAUAGCGCAGGGACCCCCGAGCGGUGGCUACGACGACGACAAUCUGCAAAGCAACAAUAUACCCUUGGGGCGCAAGCAGGACAACCGACCGUCCUCCUUUUUUGCUCAGCCUGGCAUUUUGGCAGCGGUGAUCGGUGGUGCCGUCGUGGGCCUGUUGUGUGCCAUCCUGCUCGUCAUGUUCAUUGUCUACCGGAUGCGCAAGAAGGAUGAAGGGAGCUACGCCCUGGAUGAACCCAAGCGGUCACCAACAGUCAACUCUUACAUGCGUAGCAGCAACAAGGAGUUCUACGCCUAGAGACGGAUCACCCCCGACACACGUGCAAAAGGACACCUCCCCUCCUCCUCCUCCUCACUUGCCUCUCCCCUCAUCUCACGCAGCACCCAAGGGGGGGCAAACCGCAAACUCCUCGCACGAAGGCGUCAUCAAAUGCCGCAGCUGCGGAAGUUUAACUAGAAAAAAAUGUGUACGGUUUGCCACGCGCGCUCCCAUGCUUCCCUCUCCCUUUUUUCCUCUCCACAUAGAGUAACUUUUAACAGACUUCUGUUUUCUAGUUUCGUUCUCAUGUUCCUUGAUCCCGUUUUAACGUGAAAGCGUAUUCUUAAAGAAAAAAGACAUUUUAAAGAAUGUUGGGUUUGUUGUGCCUUAUAGUUGUCACUCGAUGUAAUGAAUUUUUUUUCUUACAUUAAUUGACUUUUUUUAACAUCGCGUGUCAUCGUCCCGAUGUGUAGUGCAGUCAAUGACAGCUCCUUCCUGUUGGCUCCGCAUGCAGUAAUAUCAUGCCAGCUGGAACUGAAAGGGGCCUUUCAUUCAGUGCUGCCUGUCGAGUGCAGCAUGAAGGGUGUCUCUCCUAUAGUGCCAUUUAUUUAAGCCUUCUUACUUAUAUAGGCCAGAACUUCAGUGCUGUGGUUUUUGUUCAGCGCAAGCUCGCUGUCGGGGUGUAAACAACGGGAAAAAUCUAGUGCCAGGACUCGUCCCCACACCUGGCCCGUAAAGGUGUAUUGGCAGUCAAAACAGGAAAACUUAGCUGCAUUGUUGCAGCUGUUGCAUCAAGGCACCAACAAGGGAGUGCUUGCUGAAGCAAGCUUUCACCUUGUUCUCGGCUCGGGAAGGUGGCUACAGCAUCAGCUCUAACGUUUUUCCUGUUUGCUCCACCUUGAUAGCAGUGUCAUAAAGAUGUCCAGUUUGUACAUUCCAGCUGCUGUCGGGAUGGGUUUCUUACUGUCGCGCAGUGUCCAUACAGUGACAAUGUUCCUUACAAUUGCAAUGCCCCGCUGGCAAUCGGUCGGAUUCAGUUGCAGACUGGCCAAAAGCUGCACGAUGUUACUAAUGUCAUGUGCAAUUACAUAUUACACUUCUAAGUUCUGUGGGAUUUUGGGUUGGCGUCUCAUCGAUGACAAAGCAGACUACCCACACCCCACUGUAGAACACGCAGGUCGUUUCGUGGAAUCGCGUGGUCUCUCAUCGGUGUACUUUUUACGAAGGCCCCAAUGCUCUGUUCCCUGCCAAGAGUGCACGUUGGCGAGCUCGUAUUAGGCUCUGCACGUGUUCACAGACCAACGGUGUGUGUGUAUGUGUAAAGCUCAGGUGUGUGCCACAAGAUGAGUGCAAAGUGUAGUGUUCCUCUUCCCCCCCCCCCUCCCCCACUGUUUCUCUUUGCAUAACUGUGUAUCGUUGUGCUGUGCACCAGAAGGCCUCCCAUCCUGACCAAGUCUCAAUUGCUGUCUAAUCGUUCAGCAAAGAGCAGUAGUGGAUAAGUAAAUCUGGAUGACUUUCUAAAAAGUGCUGCUGCCCUUCACAGAUGUUCGAUUUUUUAAGCUACAAUUGGUUCAUACGCACUGCACUGGUCAGGGUGGGCUGAACUUUUUUAAGCUCUGCGAGAACACUUGCCAUGCCUGCAACCUGCCCAAGAUGGUUCUUUUUCUAGUAUCCCCAUGUGCCUAGCUCCCUCUCCUCUCACUCGAAAUGCUUGUAGAGUUUUGUAUCGCCCAUUUUUUCUUUUCUAUACGAUAUACACAUAUACACGAAUGGGGAUGUGUCGUGCAAGUCUGUGUGUGCCUGUUUGAUUCACUCUGUGCAAGAAAGGCCUGGCUGUAGCUUGAAAUCUGGAAUUGAAUGGGACAUCGGUGCUUUUCAAAUAGAGAAGAGCAUUACCAUUAUCUCACUGGAGCCCACCUGCCCACGCUGUCUGGGCCCCUCUUAUGCAUCUAGCCUUUUUGUAACGGCACAUCUGCGUCCCGUCUCCCCCGACAGCCCUUGUUCCUUGUCUCGCUUUCUUUGUUUUUUUUUUGUGCGCGUGUUUAGCCUUCAUGAGGCCUCCUAGCUGUGUCCACCCGUUUUCCUCUUUCUUGUACAUACUUCAUGAACGAAUCAUCCCAUGCGUCCCGAAGAAAGCGAAUGCAAAAUAACUGCGAACAGCCAUGGGAGCAUCGGUACGAAGUUUAGCGUGCCUCGUGCGCUUUUUGCCUUGACGAUACUGCUUUGAAACUUCUGUCUCUGGCUUGUCUUUUUUUUUAUGUGCCGCGCAUGUGUUGUCGUUUUAGUGCAUAGUGUGUUCAAAGAGCCUGUAAAUACUGUACACUUCUCCAAAAUUCGCUUAAGAGAUACCCAAGCUUGUCUUCAACAUUGCGAGAGUAGUAUUCUUUUAUCAAACUUUGUAUGUGUGACCAGUGAAUGUUCUAGCAGUUUGUGUGUCUUCAUAAGGUGGGGUCAUCGAGCGAUUCCUUUUUUUUAAUACGGUGUCAACUUGCCUCUGUAUUUACAAUUUUAACUUCCUUAGCGGUAUGCAGUCGUGAGCAAAUUUUUUUGUUUCGCUUGUCUUUUCGUUUGGCCCUACCAUGGGUUUCCGUCUGGACUGCAGUAUAUGAACAGAACAUUGGAUAUUUCUAUUAAAUACCUUUUAAGGUUCUAGCCUUUCUUGAAGAAUAUUCUUAAAUGCUGUUCUAUAUAGUUGUUGCAUUUACUUUUUUUUACUACAAAGCGUUAACGGUAAAUUGCAGCAUCAUGCACAGGCUUCAGUUCUUUGCAUUUAAAAUAACCCUAUUCAACUUCUGUAAUUCUUUUUUUCUGUGCCUGUUCACUGCUAGAAUCUUAAUAUAUGUAUGCAAAGAGUGCGUGUUGUUGUACGGUGUUUUCACACAUCCACAUGCAACUGCUGCAAAGCAAUUUUUUGUACAUGUUUAAUUUAAGAACGUCGCUGCAUCAAAGACCAAACAGUAGCUUCCAAGACGUACCAAAACAGUGAUGUGUCCGCAUUAGUCAUCUUGGCUAGCUUUUCAGCGUAACUGCUGACAGGCUCCAAAGAGUGGCACAGUUGAAGACACUGGUCUCGACCUUGUAUUGCUUCGAAAACAUUUUUGUACAGAAGUUUUCAUAGUUGUCAAUACAAUAAAUUGAUGGAUUUACAAAAAAAA
Molecule: messenger RNA, 3788 nt
Organism: Rhipicephalus sanguineus (brown dog tick)
Lineage: Eukaryota; Metazoa; Arthropoda; Arachnida; Ixodida; Ixodidae
Product: syndecan-like
Exons: 5
Coding region: 64-672 (202 amino acids)
Biological process (GO): cell migration
Cellular component (GO): membrane; cell surface
Source: RefSeq, a predicted model, not a curated record